This is a messenger RNA of Oryza brachyantha (malo sina), 1680 nucleotides long. Its product is annotated as cytochrome P450 87A3-like. Gene Ontology annotation, biological process: sterol metabolic process. Gene Ontology annotation, molecular function: monooxygenase activity; heme binding; iron ion binding. The record is from RefSeq and is a predicted model, not a curated record. NCBI's taxonomy places the organism in Eukaryota, Viridiplantae, Streptophyta, Magnoliopsida, Poales, Poaceae. The transcript is spliced from 9 exons. The coding region runs from base 12 to 1478 and encodes 488 amino acids.
AGGUGGUGACAAUGGCGUGGCCCGUUCUCCUCGCUACCGCCAUGGCUGUCCUGGCUGCUUGGUCGUUGAUCCGUUUGGUGUCAUUGAAAUGGAACAGCAGCAGCCAGCAACCACGCAAAGCUGACGAGAGCUGCAGGCUGCCGCCGGGGUCGAGGGGCCUCCCUCUCCUCGGCGAGUCGCUCGAGUUCUUCACCUCCACCCCGUCUCUUGAGCUGCCCGCCUUCUUCAAACGACGUCUCGAUAGGUACGGUCCAGUUUUCAGAACGAACAUGGUCGGGCAAGACCUGAUCGUGUCCCUCGAUCGAGAGCUGAACAACUUCGUGUUCCAGCAAGAGGAGAGGCUUUUCCAGAUCUGGUACCCGGAUUCGUUCAUGAGGAUCAUUGGCGCCGACAGCAUCAUCACGACGCUGGGGUCACCACACAAGUACAUCAGGAACUUGGUCCUCCGGAUCUUUGGCCCUGAAAAUCUCAGGCAAACCAUGCUCAGGGAGGUGCAGAGGACGGCUCAGGCCAGCCUUCUCUCCUGGAUCGAUCGACCAAGCAUCGAAUUCAAGGAAGCAAUCUCGAGCAUGAUAUUCAGCGUUACAGCCAAGAAGUUAAUCAGCUACGACUCGGUGACCUCGGAUGGAAACAUGUGGAAACAAUAUGAUGCCUUCAUUCGAGGACUUCUUGCAUUCCCACUUUGCAUUCCUGGCACUGCAUUCUACAAAUGUAUGCAGGGGCGAAAGAUUGUGAUGAAGAUGUUGAAAGAAUUGCUUGACAAGAGGAAGAAGGCAACAGGGCGCCAGGGAAGCAAUAUUGACUUCAUCGAUGUGAUGAUUGAGGAACUGAAGGAGGAGAAGCCUACAAUAAGUGAGAAGGCUGCACUGAAUUUGAUCUUCUUGCUGCUAUUUGCCAGCUUCGAGACCACGGCAUCUGCAAUAACGGCAGUGCUGACGCUCCUUACUGAUAAUCCUGAGGCCUUGCAAGAACUAACAGAGGAACACGAAAACAUUCAGAAGAGAAGGGGCGAUCCGAACUCUGAAAUCACCUGGGAGGAAUACAAAUCUAUGAAAUUUACAUCUCAUGUUAUACAUGAAGCUUUAAGGCUGGCUAACAUUGCUCCAAUGGUGUUCAGAAAAGCCACAGAGGAUGUUCAUAUAAAAGGUUUUUCUAUCCCAAAAGGAUCAAAACUUAUGAUUUGUCCUUCCAGUGUUCACCUAAACCCUGUGGUUUAUAAGGAUCCUAAUAUAUUCAAUCCGUGGAGAUGGAAGGAUACCGCUGAACCAGCUGGCGGUGCCUCCAAGGAUUUUAUGGCAUUUGGAGGGGGGCUGCGGUUGUGCGUUGGUGCAGAUUUCGCCAAGCUGCAGAUGGCGAUUUUCCUCCACUGCUUAGUCACCAAGUAUAGAUGGAAAGCAAUCAAGGGAGGAACAAUGGUGCUUGCUCCAGGACUACGAUUCCCAGAAGGUUUUCACAUCCAACUUUUACCAAAAGCAUGAAGUACCUGGGCCAUUUACUUCUAUCCCCUACGGCCCUAUACACAAUAUACAACGACCACAGGCAAUGUUUGAGCUCAGUACUUCGAUGUAAUACCCAUUAGUUUUCUGCUCUAUGAGCUACGCUUAUUGUUCACUUUGCUAUAUAUGCUGUGUGCCUCCAGCCUUCAUAAUACUGUUAAUAAAUAAAUUUAAUUUAUAUAUG